AUGUUCUUCAUGAAGAUCAGCUCUGUUUCUGCAGGUUGGUUACAAGCUCAUGCGACCUUCUAUGGCGAAAGUGAUGGUACUGGUACAAUGGGUGGAGCUUGUGGUUAUGGAAACCUAUACACGGACGGUUACAAGACAAACACUGCAGCAUUAAGUACGGCACUGUUCAACGACGGCAAGUCUUGCGGUGGAUGUUACCAGAUUGUCUGCGACGCGACCAAAGUGCCACAAUGGUGUCUUAAAGGCAAAUCAAUCACAAUCACUGCCACAAACUUUUGUCCACCAAACUUUGCUCAGGCAAGCGACAAUGGAGGAUGGUGCAACCCACCAAGACCUCACUUCGACAUGGCUCAGCCUGCUUUUCUCACCAUCGCUAAGUACAAAGCUGGAAUCGUCCCCAUCCUCUACAAAAGGGUUGGAUGCAGGAGAAGCGGAGGGAUGAGAUUUACAAUGAACGGUAGAAACUAUUUCGAGCUUGUUCUCAUCUCAAACGUAGGAGGAGCUGGUGAGAUCUCUAAAGUUUGGAUCAAAGGCUCAAAAAGCAACAAAUGGGAGACAAUGUCAAGAAACUGGGGAGCUAAUUGGCAGAGCAACACUUACCUUAAUGGCCAAUCUCUCUCUUUCAAAGUUCAGCUCAGUAAUGGAGCAAUCAAAGCAGCUCUCAACGUUGUUCCUUCGAAUUGGGGGUUUGGUCAGAGCUUCAAGAGCAACAUCAACUUCUGA
Microthlaspi erraticum is the source of this 723-nucleotide messenger RNA. NCBI's taxonomy places the organism in Eukaryota, Viridiplantae, Streptophyta, Magnoliopsida, Brassicales, Brassicaceae. The record is from the annotation of a GenBank genome assembly.